This is a messenger RNA of Folsomia candida, 1163 nucleotides long. RefSeq lists its product as uncharacterized. The record is from RefSeq and is a predicted model, not a curated record. The transcript is spliced from 4 exons. Gene Ontology annotation, molecular function: protein binding. The coding region runs from base 48 to 1163 and encodes 371 amino acids. Lineage: Eukaryota; Metazoa; Arthropoda; Collembola; Entomobryomorpha; Isotomidae.
AUAAAUUUUUAGUUCAUAAUUAAUUGGAUAGUCGAAAUAUUCUUAGAAUGGUCACCCCCGCACGCUCUCAGUCUGAAGGACCACUCCUCGAAGAAGAGAAAGAAGGAGUCUCAUCCUCCUCAUCCUUGUUGGGUUAUGACUUUCCCUUACCUACGGUGGUGCUCAUAAAAAUCUUUGACGUUCUCCCCGUCGAAGGAAUGCUAAAUUGUCGACUAGUAUGUCAAGAGUGGAACAGCGUGAUUCAUGCCGCAGAUUUACUCGAUAUUAAAUCAUGCUUUGUCGUUGAUGGUCGCCGGGAGGAUUCUGCCGAAUCCACCAAAUGCAACGAGUACAUGGAUACUUCUUCGUCGAAAAACUAUCUCUGGUCUCAUUUAAAGUUGCGUCGCGUCGUGGCUCGUCACUGCACCUGGCUCUUCCGUCAGAUUGAAACUUCCUCGACGGAGAAUUUUACUGGAAACGUGACCACGCUAGAACUCCUCAAUAGCACGCUCAAUUGGGCCCAAAUUCUUCAGCUGUUGAUCGAUUUUGAAAAUCUCACCCACUUUUACGACAAGCAGGACAUUUACUGCUGGGACUACGCCACAUUUAACACCGGUAUCGAGGAAGACGAAGUCAUUCCUGACACGGCGAGCUUCCAGCAACUCCGAAACUCGGAACGUUUGAGCACCCCCAGUCGUCUAAGAGUUGUCCGAAUCCACCGCAGUCAGCUAAUCGAAUGUACCACGUACCUCAAAAUCCUACAGCUUCGAUUUCACUCACUUUCCCAGCUAGAAAUACACACGGACCAAAACUUUGCCCCUCAGAGAGGAAACCUAUUUUACACCCAUCUUGGCCAUCUUCUCGCCAAGGUGGGAGGAACACUGAGGACGCUCUGUUUCCCGUACAAGUUGGUCUGUCCCUCGUACGACUUCAGGACGACGGACGAGCAUCGCAUUUUUCGCGAAUUUUUGAACUUCAUUACGGAAAAUGAGUGGGUGCAACGGAUACGACUUCCCGUCCUGGAGGAGUUAUCUCUGCAGUAUGGAGUCAUUCCGAUGGAGGGAAAUGAACUCGUGGAGAAAUUGGCCCCGUUUUUGAUAGAAUCGUGCAAAAAUUUGAGAAACUUUUACUGUGGGUAUAUCCACUUGGAGGGUGGAAUGGAAGCGUCACUGUUACGUGAGUAG